AUGCGCCUUCUAUUAGGUGUGUUUCUUGGAGUUUGUUUAUUAUUAAUCGUAUAUAAAACGGCACAAAAAUCCAAAGUUCCGAGCUUCACUGCUAAAUUCAUAUCUGAAUAUUUCCAAAACAACUCGUCCGGAAUACCUCUGAGUGUGUUCCAACGAGUUCAAUCUUUAUUCCAAACCCCAUACAAAAGUUCAACUAUUGUGAUAAAACCUGAAAAUUUGACCAUUAAAUCUGUGGAAACAAGUGCGAAUGGAACAGUUAUAAUAGAAAAGCUGAAACAAUCUCUUCUAGAUGUUUGCUCGUGCGAAGACGGAAAUUGCUCUUGUUGUUUAGUUAUUGAUAUUCCGGAUUUCAGUCAUUCAGUCUGUGUAAAUGCUACAUAUAACCCAAGAACCAUCGGAUUAGUUUUAUCAAUUGGAGUAGAUGAUCAUUAUUUCAGUCAGGAGAUUUCUCUCAAAAACCCGCCCCCAGUCUGUUUCUCGGUCCCAGUUCCUGGAUUGGAACCAACCAUUUGUGUGGCUUUUACAAAAAUGGAUGUGGACCCUAAAGCUGAAAUUCUCUCCGGAUGUCUUGAUUUGGAAAUUGAACUGUUACAUUUGAGAUUGAUCGAAAUCGAUUUGGGAUGUUUCCAUAUGCCUAUUUGA
Messenger RNA from Caenorhabditis briggsae, 642 nucleotides. The transcript has 6 exons. NCBI's taxonomy places the organism in Eukaryota, Metazoa, Nematoda, Chromadorea, Rhabditida, Rhabditidae. The record is from RefSeq and is a predicted model, not a curated record. The coding region runs from base 1 to 642 and encodes 213 amino acids.